AUGCUGCAGGAGAAGCUUUCAGCUGUGACGGAUGAAUGUUUGAGGGUCCAGUCCGGUGGGGAGACGGAUCUGCUUCCAGAACAUUCCCCACUGGGCCUCUCUACAGCUCCCACCAUUCUCAGCUCCACUGAGCCCAACCAGAAAAUUGAGAACAUUAAGGUUGCUCUUCAUGAGAGAGAGCUGUGGAAGAAGUUUCAUGAGGCCGGCACAGAGAUGAUCAUUACUAAAGCAGGAAGGAGGAUGUUCCCCAGCUACAAAGUUAAAGUAACUGGGAUGAACCCUAAAACUAAAUACAUCCUACUUAUUGACGUUGUUCCUGCUGAUGACCAUCGCUACAAGUUCUGUGAUAACAAGUGGAUGGUGGCUGGCAAAGCUGAGCCAGCAAUGCCAGGCAGACUCUAUGUGCACCCUGAUUCCCCCGCCAUAGGAGCUCACUGGAUGAGGCAACUGGUGUCGUUUCAGAAGCUCAAGUUAACAAACAAUCACCUGGACCCUUUUGGGCAUAUCAUCCUGAACUCUAUGCACAAGUACCAGCCCAGGCUACACAUAGUCAAAGCCGAUGAAAACAAUGCCUUUGGAUCCAAGAACACUGCCUACUGUACUCAUGCCUUUAAUGAGACAGCCUUCAUCUCGGUAACCUCUUACCAAAACCAUAAGAUCACUCAGCUAAAGAUAGAAAACAAUCCAUUUGCCAAAGGAUUUCGGGGUAGUGAAGAAGGAGAUCUACGCGUUUCAAGACUACAGGGAAAAGAUUAUCCAGUUAUUUCAAAGAACAUGGUUCGCCAGAGGCUCAUCUCGUCACAUAGCCACCUAGCAGGGAAGCUCGGACAAGGAGUUCUCCCGGGGCACCCUCAAGUGCGGUCCUCCUAUCAGUAUGAGACUCUGUCGAACUCAGACUCCCAAGAUCCUAUCUCGAGCCACUUCCCUCAGAGCCGAGAUCCCAGCCUUCUGUACCACUGCUUUAAACACAGAGAUAAUGCCAGACACCUAGAGCUUGGAUGUAAGCGGCCGUAUUUGGAGACAGCAUCUGUGGUCUCAGAGGAGCAUUACCUUCGUUCAGCUUCUGCUUAUGAGUCGCCGUUGAUGUCUCAUCCUUACUGCACAGAGGCAAUUACCUCUAGAGAGGCUUGCAUGUACGGUAGUAUUGAGACGGAGUCUGCAUCGGUAGUAGGGGACACGGAUGACUUGGCCAACUCCUCUUCAAUAAAUUGCAACAUGUGGGCUACGAUGCAGCCCUACCCUCGCUAUAGUAUGGAGGGCGUCCCGUACCAGCCCUUCACUGCUCACUUCAGCAAUGCUGCCACGGUCACUCCGGUACCGCAUCCCACAUCAUCCAUGGCAUCUAGACCACAGGCUGAUUUGGGUAUCUACAACUCAGCUACGGUUCAGCGAGGUCUGCCUGUAAUACCUCCUUCAUCCUCCUCUUCAUCUGUCUCUCCAGGCGUUUCAGGAUCCAGAGAAAGGUCAGGCCAUCCACCUUUGUACCAGAAGAAACCAGGGUCUCCACUCCGGCCUCACAGAGAUUUCUCAGCCUAUUCGACACAAAGCGCUCUAUCUAUCCGGGAUCCAUCCUAUCAGUACCAAGUGGGGCUGAGUAGCGCUGGGACUCACUGGACUGACAGCUAAUAUGGACCCUUAGAGGAAACAGUUAUGCCAGCGUACAAGUCUGAAAUGAAUCAAGGUCCAACACCCCACUUGUGGGCUGCUGAUGCCAAGCAAUGAGAGUGAAGUACAGCCGUGAUCAUUGCCAAAGCCUUUUAUGGCCAUACAUUCUCACAGAAGCACUUUUACAUGCAUCACUGUGUGUAGUGAACAGUGCCCGACCUCUUUACUUAUGCAUAUUGUAGCAAUUGUACAGAUACGAUUGUUUUCAACACUCAAAUGCAAAGUGCAGGUUUUCAUUAAUACCUCAAUGUUUGUGGGAGGAAGCUGUAAAAUACACAAAGCCUGACACUAACUGGCUAACAACAACUAUCCAAAAAGUUGACCUGAUGUAAAAAUGAGGAUAAUUUUUCAGAAUACACCAUUGAUGAGAUCCACUUCUAGAGAAUGAGAGGCCUAGAUGUAUUUACCUCUAGGGAAUGAUGGUUUCGUCAUACCUUGUAGAGCUCCACGUAGAUACAGCAUGGUGAUUGAUUGUGGCUGCCAUUAUUAUGUUGAAUUUCUUAAUGUCAACAAAUUCA
Messenger RNA from Pungitius pungitius (ninespine stickleback), 2183 nucleotides. It is a transcript of the gene tbx4, whose product is annotated as T-box transcription factor 4. Gene Ontology annotation, cellular component: nucleus. Bases 1 to 1626 code for a protein of 541 amino acids. Gene Ontology annotation, molecular function: RNA polymerase II cis-regulatory region sequence-specific DNA binding; DNA-binding transcription factor activity, RNA polymerase II-specific. The record is from RefSeq and is a predicted model, not a curated record. Lineage: Eukaryota; Metazoa; Chordata; Actinopteri; Perciformes; Gasterosteidae. The transcript is spliced from 8 exons. Gene Ontology annotation, biological process: positive regulation of DNA-templated transcription; angiogenesis; cell fate specification.